This is a messenger RNA of Mycena citricolor, 1554 nucleotides long. NCBI's taxonomy places the organism in Eukaryota, Fungi, Basidiomycota, Agaricomycetes, Agaricales, Mycenaceae. The record is from the annotation of a GenBank genome assembly.
GACACGCAUCUCUCACUAAUGGCGAGCGCGAACCCGAACUUACCUGAGAACCUGGACAUUCAUCCUCUUGUUCCUGCCAUCGACGCCGAAGGCGCUGAGCAGUUCGACUAUGAUCAGCAACAGCGAGAUAUCUCGCAGUUUGGGAUCGCAGGACGGGUAUGGGGAGUGGAGGCAGCUUAUCUGCUCAUCCAGUACCUGGUUCCCAUCGCCGAAGUGACAUACGAGCCGCUUUUCGCGCCAUCCGCCGACGGAAUCAGAGUGGUAGAGCUGGGGUCUGGUUCGGGUAUCGUGGCGAACACGAUGUCUACUCGGCUGCGCCCUGACCGAGAUAUCAUGUAUUCCACCGAUCUGCCUGAAGUAAAGACGCUCUUCCGUGUGUCCGCUGCUCGAGCGCAACCUCAGACCGCAUCUCCAAGCGCACGGCGGGCCUAUCCUUGUGAGACCGCUAUCAUGGGGAACGCAGAACAUGCAUCGCAACUGCUCAAGCAACUAGCCCCAUCGAAUAUCACCCAUGUCCUGUGCAGCGAUCUCGUCUAUUUUCCGGAACUCUUGGGACCGCUCCUCCGCUCUCUUAUUCAUCUGACAUCUGGCACUCGUGAACUCGGCCCCCAGGUUAUCAUAUCCUACAAAAUACGCAGUCUCGCGAAGGAGACAACCUUUUGGUCUGCCUUCGGAUUGUGGUUCACUUUCGAGCCUGUGCUGUACCGGACACAAUCUGGAUCUGAAUGGUCCCGGCUUGGCAACACGAUGCAGGAUCCUACUUUUGUCUUCGUUGCAAGGCGCCGCGAUGAGUCGAUGUCAUGGUUGCUACCCGAAAACGACCACGAUCUGUUACACGGGCUGUUCCCCGGAAAUCGUUCGCCCAAGAGCGAUGAUACAUUCGAAACUCUGUUACUGAUGUCCCUGGAUGACUGAGCGAUGAGGGCAUCCCAGACCCAUGGUGGUGCACUACCCACGGAUUAGUCAGCUGCUUGGCGGAAACAAAGACCUGCGCACUGAAUCUUUGGUUUCCGUUCUCCAGGAAGCCAAAGGCCGAGUUAUAAUCGGUCUCGGGAGGUUUCUCAUAUCCGGGAGGAGCAUAUGAUUUGGGUACGAUUCCAGGGAUGCUCCGAGUUGUGAUUCGCACGGGCUCAGAAAUCAGAGCUUUCUUCGUUUCUGACCCUGUUGGUGCGAAUCCGGUGGCCGAGAAAUUGAGCAGUUCCACGGUAUACUAAGCUCAAACGAUCAGCACAGCACACAUCGGAUCUGCAGAGUGAAAACAUACCCGAAUGGUGAAUCGUGGAAACACGCAGCUUGGUUUCACGCUCUUCUUCACAUCUAAUUCGCCGCGCAUGACGCGUUUACCCUGUUCCUUUCCUCCCUCUGAGAGCCAGAAAUAAGCUUGUCCAACUCCCGCCAGAAAGUUGGUAUUGCUCCGGCGGUCGAUGCCCUCUUGCACGGCAUCGCUGCCGAUAGCUAAGCUGCGGACUAAGUAGACACGGACAGCCUGCGUUGCGGCAAGUGUGUCCAGGGCUUGCUCAUCUUUGCUCUGAAGUGUCAGGAACAGAGGGAUCG